CCCCAAAAAGAAAAGAAAAAGAAAGACGCCUCGGCCGCCGCCGACACCGAGCCCAAGCCCGUCAACAUGUCGGCCACCGCUGCGCGGCUGCUGCUUCCAAGGGUGGCCAAGACCACAGCCACCGCUCUAGUCCGCGGCCCCCUCGAUUCCUUCUCGAGUCGCUUCCGAACGCUCGGGCCGCCGCUUCUGCGGCCUGGCUCUGUUCUCGCAGAACUCGACGCGCAGGCGCUGGAUACACGCAUCCCCGCCACCGUCAUCACCGGCUUCCUCGGCUCCGGCAAGACAACUCUCCUGAACCACAUUUUGACCUCACAGCAUGGGAAGAGAAUUGCUGCUAUUGAAAAUGAGUUUGGCGAGGUGGAUAUUGAUAGCUCGCUUGUUGCUAGCCACUCAUCUAUUACUGAGGAUAUUGUAAUGGUGAAUAAUGGCUGCUUGUGUUGCACUGUCCGAGGAGAUCUUGUAAAGAUGCUUCUGAAGCUAGUGAAGCAAAAGGGGGACAAGUUUGAUCAUAUUGUUAUUGAAACAACAGGUAAAUCUUAUUGGAAUAAAGUCCUUUGUCCUGUCAUUGAGACAUUCUCUUCAGAUGAGUUGGUCUCUAAGUAUGUGAAACUUGAUGGUGUCGUUACAAUGGUUGACUGCAAGCAUGCCAUGAAGCAUUUGAAUGAAGUGAAAGCCAGGUGGGUUGUAAAUGAGGCAGUAGAACAAGUUGCUUAUGCAGACCGAAUUAUAUUGAACAAGGUUGAUUUGGUUGAUGAUGCAGAAUUGGAGGCAUUGACUAACAAACUCAAGUUCAUAAAUGGGAUGGCACAAAUGAAAACAGCGAAGUUUGGUGAUGUUGACAUGGACUUUGUGCUGGGAAUUGGAGGCUAUGACCUUGACAGGAUUGAGGCGGAAGUCCAAGAUAGCAAGGAGACAUAUCAUUGUCACCAUGGAGAUGAACAUGGGCACCAUCAUGAUCAUGUCCAUGAUUCAGCUGUCACUAGUGUGAGCAUUGUUUCAGAGGGAUUACUUGAUCUCGAUGAGGUUAAUGAUUGGCUGGAGAGACUGGUUGAUGAGAAAGGGGAAGAUCUGUACAGAUUAAAAGGUGUUAUAUCUGUAAAUGAGUCCACUGGACGUUUCAUGUUUCAGGGCGUGCACUGUAUGCUGGAAGGAUGCCCAGCAAAGCCGUGGGAACCUGAUGAGAAGAGAAUCAACAAACUCGUGUUUAUUUGCAGAAAUUUGGACGAAGCUGCACUUCGAAAGGCCUUCAACGGUUGCUUACUCUGAACUUUCUGAUCGUGUUUUAAUCCUGAGAGGUUGAAUUCUGCGAAAGAAAUGCACCACAGGGAGAAACAGGCGGGACUGCAAAUUCCAUUAUUUGACCGCUGCUGUUGCCUCGUGUUCACUUGAGAAACUGAUCACCGUUACUAAUUACCAACAUCCUGGAUAGGACAAUCCUUUUUUGAUGUAUAUGUUUUGUCUGAGUUCAGAAUCAGACUCGUGAUUCGUGAAUUGAGAAACUUCCUUGCAACGUUCUUGAUAUGGAUUA
Molecule: messenger RNA, 1528 nt
Organism: Sorghum bicolor (sorghum)
Lineage: Eukaryota; Viridiplantae; Streptophyta; Magnoliopsida; Poales; Poaceae
Cellular component (GO): cytoplasm
Source: RefSeq, a predicted model, not a curated record